AUGCGGUGUUCUGAAAACUACAUAAUCCCUGAGGAAUUGUGUCGAAACUGUAGGGUUUUUUUGAAACUUUUUAAUUGAAAAAUUGUUCGUUCCUUAUAAAUCUCAAUUAGUUGUAUAUUGAAAUAAGCCUCUCUGGAAAUAGCUAGAAUUCAAAAAAAAAAGAUUUUUUUUUUCAGUUCAUCAUUUCAAAAAUAAAGUCGUACUUUCUUGAAGCUUUCUAGCUGGAAAUUCUUGAGUUCCUAGGGAUUCUCGAUGAUGAGGAUUAUGUUUUUUCAAGAUAGUUGAGGUUUUCAGGCCGAAAAACCAGCAAACUGUCCACCGAAAGAGGCCGAAAAACGGCAGAAAGAAGAGCAGAAACUGAUAGAUGAAGCCUUGCCGCUGACCGACGAAGAACAUCUCGAAAAAGCGGACCUUUUGACCCAAGGCGUCACCGAUUGGACCAAAAGAGAGUUCCAGACUUUUGUCAGGGUAAAUUCGAAGCGAAAGUGAUCGGAAUAGAAGUUUUGCCUCAGGGCAAUGAGAAAUAUGGCCGCUUGGACCUUGAAAACAUCGCCAAAGACUUGGAAAAGCCGCUCGCCGAAGUUCAGGCCUACGCCAAGGUCUUCUGGCAAAGGUUCGACGAGCUGCAGGACGGCGAGAAGAUUCUGGCGCAGAUUGAGAAGGUAAAAGAAUUUAUUGGCAGAAAAAAAAUUUUUGUUCACAAAUUGUAAAGAGCUCAGUAUUUUUGAAACUCUAUAUAGCGUUUUUUUUCUGCGAACUGAAGUUCCACUGGAAGGUUAUAAAUAACGGCCAGCACCUUUCCAGAAGGUUUCAGAAAGAUCAAACUCCAUACAAGGAAUUUUUGAUGAAAAAAGGGUUUUUUGUAUCUUUUCUGGAAGAUCUGUAGAUAUUGUGCUCUCUAGGUGAAAAAAAAAGUUCAGAAAGUCCGUUAGAAAGUUUUUUUUUUGAUUUUUAACGCUUUAAAGCUCUAUAAGAAGGUCGCUGACGUCUUUUAAAGACGGACAUUUUUUAACAGAUAAAAGUUAGACACUUGACAAAGGCCGAGUUUUCUUCAGAUUUCUGGGUCAUGCAAGAUAGUUUUUUCCUAGUUAUAAGUUCGAAAAAUGAAGUUUAAAAUUAUCUUGAAAGUACAGAGCUUUUUCUCUUUUUUUCCAGGCUCAGUAAGGAGUUUUCUGACGUUUUUUUAAAGGACGUAUGUUUUAUUAUAAGAAAAAAAUAAGAAAAAAAUUGUCAAAUCUCGAGUUUAGUGCAGACUUUUGACAAAAACAGAAUGAUUUUUUUCACCAAUUUUAAGUUUGGAAAAGGGGUUUUUACGUUUUAUUGAGAAUAGCUGUAGAGCUUUUACUCCUUGUUUUAGCUCAAUAUGGGAUUUUCUAGCGUUUUAAAAAAAAAUCAUUCUGUAGAUAAAAGUUUGAAAAAAUUUGAAAAAAAGGACGAGUUUAUUUCAUAUUUUUCGGGCUAUGCAGGAUAGUUUUUUCCUAGUUUUUUGUUUGGAAAAAGAAUUUCAGGUUUUAUUGAGCUUAUGCGAUGAUAAUUUGAAUUUUUUUGCAUUUAAAAAAUUCAUCAACUUUUUCAUAGUGAGGGAUUACGGUUAGUUUGAGAAAAAAGUAGUCCAAAAAGUUGAAAAUUAGCCUGAAUCUGUAGAAAAUCGAGAGGGUUUCCGAUUUUUUUUUGCAUUUAUUGAAUUAAAAAAAUCAUCAACUUCUUCCUAGAGAGGGAAUACAGUUAUUUCGAAAUAAAAAUGCUUCAAAAAAAGUUGAAAAAUUAUACUGAAUGUGUAGGACGUUAGGAAUUUCUCGCAUUUUUUUAAAUAAAAAACUCAACAACUUUUUUUCCUAGUGAGGGGUGAUGGUUGGUUUGAGAGAAAAGUAACCCAAAAAGUUGAAAAUUAACCUGAAUCUGUAAAGGAUUGGGAGUUCUCUGCAUUUUUGUUGAAUUAAAAAAUUCAUCGACAUCUUCGUAUUGAAAGAUUUGGGAUAGUUUGAAAAAUAAGUGAUCAAAAAGUUGAAAGUUAACCUGAAUUUUAUGUUAUUUUUGUUCUGCCUGUAAAUAAAUAAUAUUAUAUUAUUAAUUUGUAGAGAAAAAUUCGAUUUAUGGAAGUAAACCUAGUACUUUUUAAAAAGUAAACUCUUCCAACAUGAUAAUUGAAUCAAAAACGGACCAUACAUAUAUUUUUCUCUGUUAGGGUGAAGCAAGAAUCCAACGCCGUCAAUCGGUGAAAAAGGCUCUCGACGCGAAAAUCGCCAAAUACCGUGCACCUUUCCAUCAGCUCCGUAUCGCUUACGGUACCAACAAGGGCAAAACUUAUACCGAGGAGGAGGAUAGGUGAAUUAGUUACUUUUUAGGUUAGCAAUGAAUCCUUGACUUCAGAUUCCUGGUCUGUGAGCUCCAUCGACUUGGAUUCGACAAGGAGACGGUCUACGAAGAACUGCGACAGUCGGUCCGGAUGGCCCCGCAGUUCAGAUUCGAUUGGUUCAUCAAAAGUCGCACGGCGAUGGUAAGCAAAUCAUCUUCUUCUCUUGCCUUCGUACUGCUCGAGUAGGGUUGGGGCGAGAACCGGCCAUUGUCAAGCCCGACACUGCCCGGAAAGCCCGAGACCCCAAGCAAAAAAGCACAUGUCUGUCCUAUUGGUUCAUGAAAAUCUUCUUUUUCUUGUACCGCUUAAGCGGCCUAAGGUAGAUUAGGUUUGUAUGAGGGUCGGCCCUUUUUAAGCCCGAUCCUGCACGGAAAUCCCGGGACCCCAAGCAAAAAUGCCCGUCCCAUUGGUUCAUCAAAAUAUUCUCCUUCUUGCGCCUUUGUACCGCUUGAGCGGCCUAGGGUAAAUUAAGCUUGUGUGAGGCGGCCCUUUUUGAGCCCUACCCUGCCCGUGAAUCCCGGAACCUCAAGCAAAAAAGCACAAGCUCGUCCCAUUGGUUCAUGAAAAUAUUCUUCUUCUUGUACCGCUUAAGCGGCCUCGAGUAGAUUAGGCUUGUGUGAGGGUCGGCCCUUUUUGAGCCCGAUACUGCCCGGAAAUCCCGGGAUCCCAAGCAAAAAAGCCCGUCCCAUUGGUUCAUCAAAAUCUUCUUCUUCUCUGGCCUUUUUACUGCUCGAGUAGGGCUUGGGCGAGAACCGGCCAUUGUCAAGCCCGACACUGCCCGGAAUGCCCGGGACCCCAAGCAAAAAAGCACAUGCCCGUCCUAUUGGUUCAUGAAAAUUUCAUUUUUUUUUUGUACCGCUCGAGCGGCCUCUAGUAGAUUAGGCUUGUGUGAGGGUUGGCCCUUUUUAACCCCGAUCCUGCCCGUAAAUCCCGGGACCUCAAGAAAAAAAGCACAGGCCCGUCCCAUUGGUUCAUGAAAAUCUUAAUCUUCUUGCGCCUUCGUACCGUUUGAGCGGCCUCGAAUAUACUAGGCUUGUGUGAGGGUUGGCCCUUUUUAAGCCCGGAUCCCAAGCGAAAAAGCAUAGGCCCGUCCCAUUGGUUUAUGAAAAUCUCCUUCUUCUUGCGCCUUUGUACCGCUUGAGCGGCCUCGGGUAGAUUAGGCUUGUGUGAGGGUCGGCCCUUUUUGAGCCCGAUCCUGCCCGGGAUUCCCGGUACCUUGCAAAAAAGCACAGGCCCGUCCCAUUGGUUCAUGAAAAUCUUCAUCUUUUUGUACCGCUUGAGCGGUCUUGAGUAGAUUAGGCUUGUGUGAGGUCGGCCCUUUUUGAGCCCUACCCUGCCCGGCCUUACCGGGCCCUGGUCAAAUAUCAGACUUUUCCAAGAGAAAAGUCACUUUUUGGUUCUCCCUUCCACUAGGAUAUCAGCAAAAAUGAAUUAACAAGUGAAAAAAAUUUUUUUGGAGAAAAAAAUUUCGAGAAGAAGCUAGGCCUGGCCUGGGCCCGCGUUUGCUUUUCGCAAAAAAAUGCGCCAGGGGGUGGUGAUUUCCUAAACCCCUUGGUUGUGACGCGACCAGGGAUCUAACUUGUGACCCUUGUCACCGUAGACAGACACACAACCUGUUGCGCUACGGCGCUAUAGUAUACACCAAAGAUUCAAAAAAGUGAACACAAAAAAAAAAUUAAAAAUUGCAUAAAAAGGAAUGAGUCGAUUCGACGCAAUCGCUCAUUUUGUUUAUGAGAUUUUUAUUUUGAUGAAUGGAUUUUUUUUUUCUCACAUCACUUAGGAGAGAAUCAAAAAUAAGAUUUCGAAAGUAGUUUUUUUCAUUUCAUUGAAUUUCCUAGUUCUCUAGGGACGAAUAACAGUACUGAAAAGCAAUAUUAGUCAUUAGAAAUUUUGAAUUUUUGAAAAAAGAAUUUCAGAUUUUUAGUACAGUUUUUGACGGAAAAUAGGACUGUACGAUUUGAAAAUGAAUAAAACUUUUUUUGGUCGAAAAUCAAAAGCAAAAAUAACACGAAAAUCAGCUUGUCCCUUUUGAGACCGUUAUGGAUGUGGUUUGUGCUUUAUUCUGAUCUCAGACAUAUCCUGAGAAGGUAAAUGGAAGCCAGGUCUCUCUAGAGGCGUUCAGAAGGUUCUUGGAAGGUAAAAAUUGAAUAUUCCGGGCAGCUUGCCCAAAGCCUUCCAGCAGGCUUUUAACAGGUUAGUAGAAGGUGUUAGGAAGACGUUUAACCCCUUUCUGGAAAUCUUCUGAACAUCUUCUAAGCAACUGAUAGUACUCAGGCAAUUCCUGAGAACGUAUUGGGAAGGUAACCAGCAGAAAGUUGGAGGCUGAAUAGAAGCUUGAAGAUCUUGAGGAGGCCUUCGGAAAGCGUUCAGAAGGUAUUUGGAAAGUCCUUGAAAUUGAAAACUCCGCGCAGCUUGUCGGAAGCCUUCCGGCAGGUUAGUAAGAGGUGCUGGAAAUGCGUACAGCCUUGCUGAAAAACUUCUGAACGUCUCCCAAGAAACCGAUGAUAGAAGCUUCCCAAAAGCUUCCUAGAAUCUUCCGAAAACCUUCCCGGAACUUGAUCGAGUACAUUGCAGCAAACUUUUUCGUUCUCCUACAGCUCAAAAAAAAAUUUUCUUCUCGAUUUUCAAUGUUUCCAGGAGCUCCAACGUCGAUGCAACACGCUGAUCACGCUGAUCGAGAAGGAGAUGGGCGAUUCGACGGAGACGAAGAAGAGGACGACGCAGAAGAAGGAGCCGGCGGCGACGACGUCGACGCCGCCGAAAGCUGCGCCGAGGAAGAGCGCCAGCGGCGGAACUCGUGGCCGUCCCGCCAAAUCUUGA
Molecule: messenger RNA, 5176 nt
Organism: Caenorhabditis auriculariae
Lineage: Eukaryota; Metazoa; Nematoda; Chromadorea; Rhabditida; Rhabditidae
Source: the annotation of a GenBank genome assembly